AGAUCCUUUUAGUGAAGAUGAGCGUGCUUCCAAAGAUUCACCAGAGCAGCUUCUUGCUAAACCACUAAGCAGUGAUGAGGUUUAAAGCUGAUGCAUAUGCCAUUCUACAACAGUUGAAAUCUCUACUGGUUGACUCUGAGAGGACAAAGCUCACCAAAAAACUAAGUGAAGCUAACUAGCAAAACCGUUUCCUUAAACGACAGUUACAUAUCAAGGAGGAUGCACUUGUUAACUUCAAAAGUGGACUUGCAGUCAUGGAACUGGAAAUUCAGGCGUUAGUCUCACUGGCAGAAGAAAUAUCUAAAGCUGGCAUUCCUGAAGGUUCUAGAAAAAUUAAUGGGAGAUACAUUCAGUCUCAUCUUUAUACACGCUUAGAAGCUGUACACAAGAAAUUGAAGGAACAAAUAAAUGAUGUAGAUACUGCACAGUCCAGGGAGGUUCCUUUGUUUUGGUGUGGCAUGGCAGAGAGUGUACAAGUUAUGGGCUCAUUUGAUGGAUGGAUUCAAGGAGAGCACUUAUCACCAGAGUACACUGGUUCACUCACCAAGUUCUCAACCACAUUAUCGCUCAGACCUGGACGGUACGAAAUCAAGUUCUUGGUGGAUGGAGAGUGGCAGCUAUCGCCAGAAUACCCUACCGUCGGUGAGGGAUUAAUGAAAAAUAACUUGCUAAGUGUAGAGUAGCUUCGGUCCGUAAAGUUUCUAGUCAUGCUAGAUAUUGAGAACUAACUAAUUGCAGUGUUUUCCGAUACGGGCUUUUUUCUUUCAUCCUUCUCUUCUAGCUUAUGUACUUGUAUUCACUGUAUAGCUUUGAUUCUAGCAGCUCAAUAAAAUAGAACAGAAUUGCAAAGUUUGAGAAAAAAAUCGUAUAUAUGUGGAAGGUAUGACCAGAAUUUAUGUAAUUAGGU
This is a messenger RNA of Durio zibethinus, 907 nucleotides long. NCBI's taxonomy places the organism in Eukaryota, Viridiplantae, Streptophyta, Magnoliopsida, Malvales, Malvaceae. The record is from RefSeq and is a predicted model, not a curated record.